This is a messenger RNA of Beta vulgaris subsp. vulgaris (sugar beet), 1062 nucleotides long. RefSeq lists its product as uncharacterized. The transcript has a single exon. NCBI's taxonomy places the organism in Eukaryota, Viridiplantae, Streptophyta, Magnoliopsida, Caryophyllales, Amaranthaceae. The record is from RefSeq and is a predicted model, not a curated record. Bases 1 to 1062 code for a protein of 353 amino acids.
AUGCAUCUUAUUGAUUCUCACACACACUCCAUAAGUAAACUUGAAUCACAAAUUGGUCAGUUAGCUAAUGCACUUAGUAAGAGGGAUGAUGGUAAACUUCCUAGUCAUUCCGUUGAGAAUCCUAAGAUUAAAAAUUAUGAACAUGUGAAUGCAGUUAUGACUCUUAGGAAUGGUAAAGACGUAGAUAACUUAGUGUCGGGAAAGAAGAAGCAUGAUAAUGGAUUUAAUACUCAGGAGAAUAAAAUUGAAAAAGAAAAUAUGGAUGCCCUUUCCCCGAAUGUUUCUAAAUCUCCUGAUCCAAUCCCAUAUGAGCCUAAAGUUCCUUACCCUCAAGCUUUAGAGUUGUCUUACAACCCUAAGAAAGAUAAGAAAAUGGAUGAUAUUUUAGAAAUUUUCAAACAAGUUAAAAUUAAUCUUCCAUUAUUAGAGCCAUUCAGCAAGUUCCUGCUUAUGUUAAAUUUCUUAAAGACAUAUGUACGUUUAAAAGAAAAUCUAAGAGUCAUGUACCUAAGAAGGUCAGUUUACAUGGUCAAGUUAGCUCAAUUCUGCAAUAUAAUUCCCCACCUAAACUUAAAGAUCCUGGUGUUCCAACAAUUUCUUGUUAUAUUGGAAAUCAUAAGAUUGACAAUGCUCUUUUGGAUCUUGGCUAGUGUUAACUUGAUACCAUAUUCUGUUUAUGAGAAAUUAGGCUUAGGUGAGUUACAACUUGCCAAUAUGACUUUACAACUUGCUGAUAGAUCUUUUGGGAUGCCGCGGGGAAGAAUUGAUGAUGUGUUAGUUAAGGUAGAUAAUGUUUUCUUUCCUGUUGAUUUUGUAGUUCUUGACAUCGACCCUAAUCUCCCUAAGAAUAAUCUUCCUGUUAUUUUGGGUCGUCCUUUCUUGGCUACUGCUGAUGCAACUAUUAACUGUAGGACGGGAGUUAUGGAUGUUUCUAUUCUAAACAUGAGAGUUAAGCUUAAUGUUUUUAAAACUUCAUCCCUCUCCACUAAUGAAGAAGAAUCUGCUUGUUAUGCUAUUCAUACGUUUAAUAAUUCUAAGAUUAAUCGACCCUUCUCUGUUUAA